AAAAAGACUAGACGUUGGCAGCUGGCAGUUAACAUGGAAACGUACUCGUACUAAAACUUUGCUUGGACCGUGGCUCUGCCUCUGCCUUUGGUUUGGUUAAAGAACAUCAGCUGUUGCUCAAUAUUUUUAUGCUACAGACAAGAUGGCAGGGGAGGAAGAGAAUGGUGAGAAUGGCUUCAUCAUAGAUUCUGCCAGGCUCUCUACAGAUGGCACAACAGAGGAUGGUGGUGAUGUCACCGAAGAGGAAGGAGGUAACAGGGUAGACACUAAGACGAUGAGUUCUCACAGCAAGGAAGUAGAAAUGAUCCUCAAGUCAGCCAAAGCGGUUCAAGCCAUCGCAGUGGACCUGAGCAAGAAAGGAUUGGUUAAGAUACCCGAGGAGCUUUAUGGCAUGGAUCAUGUUGAGUUCCUGUAUUUAGAGGGGAACCUUCUGCAGAAUAUUCCACCUGAACUAUUUGAGGAGGUAGUGAAUGUCAAAUGGCUGGAUCUCAGGAAUAAUAAUAUACAUCACCUUCCUCCUGAGAUCGGCUGCCAUCGGUGCUUGAAGACUCUAUUACUGGAAGGGAAUCGCAUAUCAGAGCUACCACCAGAAAUGGGUCAAGUGAAGUCUCUGACUGGCCUUAAUCUCCGGGGUAACCCUAUUGAGUUUCCACCUCAGAAGACGAUAGAAAAAGGAGUAAAAGAGAUACUACGCUACCUAAGAGAGGCGAUGGCUAUAAGGGGUCGAAGGCUUCAGUCGGCUGAACUGCGAAUUGAGGACCUGAACCUAAGUGAUGCUGCUUCUCAUUCCUCUGGGAGUGAGAAUGAAUAUGAGCCAAAGAAUCGCCUUGACCCUUCCGAGCGUCUCAAUCACAUUCAGUCAUCCAGCAGACUGUCUAUCCGGUCGAGUAUGAGCAAUACGUCGGAUCUAGAGUUUCCCCGGCCCAAGUCUGUCUCGCUGCACAAACACAUGACAUAUGAGGAGUAUAGACAGCUUCAGUACCAGAAGUUCAAGAGAGCCGGGGCGUUAGGGGUUCUCGGGAAAGACAACAUGAGACAAAUAUCAUCAGGAAGAAGGAGAAAAAAGAAACAGAAGCAGAAGAAGAUUCACCCUCCUCCCAUUGACCCAGUGCAAGCCAAGAUGGCGGAAGAGAGACGACUGGCCAAGCUGGCUCAGCUCAAACAGAAACAGCUUGUGAUGGAACAGAAAAGAAAAGACCAGCAGCUCUUGGAAGACUGGAGGCAGGAGACGAAAGAUAUGCAGCGGAAGCAUUACAUCAGGGCUGUUAAAAAUGCUCAGCAAGGUCUUGGAUGGAAACAGGGUUUUGUUGUUGACCCUGAACUGAAGAUGCCAUACGAUACGAACCCAAAUUAUAUGAAAAUGAUGAAUAGAGAGGAUAUGAUCAAGGUGGAAGUCAAGAAUAAGCAUGAAGCAUUGAAGAAUAUGAUCACCCCUGAUGAACAAAGAAGAAUAGACCAAACCAAGAUGGAACGAGAUAGGCAGCUGAUCAAUAAGAUUAAAGAACACACUCAGAGAGUACAAGAAAGAAAAUCAAGACCUCGAGGAAACCCAACAAUGGAGAAAGAAGCAGCGCAAAAAGAUUUAGCAGAGGCACAGAGGCUUCAGCAAGCUCUUCAUCAUCGCAAAGACAACAUGGAAUAUCGCUUCAAGGCCUUCACUGGAGAUGAUGUCCCAUCGAUGUCAGUAACAAACACUUCAGGGUACAGACCCCAACAAAAGUGAAGGAUAUGAACUAUGUAACUGAUCUAAAUAAGACUGCAAUGAAUUGACUGCUUGAACCUUGAAUUUUCAACAAUCCUCCUCACUUGUAUUUGAUUUUAUGUACUUCAGGAUUGAAGAUAUAUUUUAAUAAGAGAGUUAUAGUUGCUUACAAGGCAUAUGGGCAUCAGCUUUCUUGCGGGAAAUGGAUAAUUAUUUGCUGAUCCCAGAGUUUCUAAAAAAGCAUUGGAAAUACCUGUAAAAGAAACGUCUUUGGGGGAAAGCAAACUUGGUGUUCCAGCAAUAGAUGCUUCGGCCAUCCCUGCUUAGCCUGUGACAACCAUCAGGCCAGGAAUAGUGAGAUAAUGACUUCAUACCAUGAGGCAACUUCCAGGAGCAUUUUAUAAUGUCUGCUAGUCAUGAAUCUUGGUCUAUUCUGGAUGAUUUAUAUCCAAAUGGUGUGUGCCUUUAAUCUUUUUGUAUAAGAACAUCCCUUCUUUAAAAAAAAAAAAAAAAGCAGUGGUACUACAAAGCAAAAGAAAACCUAAAUCCUUUGAUCGGCAAAGAAAAAAAAUUGAUAAAAAAAACCCAGCUGUAAAACACUUAUUCUUAGCCCCUACAUUGAAAAUAAAAAUAUAAAAUAAAAAUUAAAAUAUUUACGUAUAGUCCAUGUAUAUGAUAUACAACUUAUGACCUUUCACUCAUCCUGGAGCAUACGCCGUUGACAAUGUCUCCGGUCAUUGACUGCCUUCACCGCAGUCUGUCAUAUACUAGUAAUAUACAUUUAUCUCCCUCCCCGAAAAAAAAAAUUGUGCUUGUCUUUCAUUGCUCAUAUUGACUUUGGAUGCAACUUUCUAAUUGAGACCAAAAGUCAUUACAAAUGUUAGUACAUCUGAUAGAAGAGUGCUUAAGUAGUUCAUUUUGUGUAAAGCUAUAAUUUGAAGCUUUUAUUCUUUAUCUUGCCUAAGACUUAUGCUGUUCAUUUGAUCAGUGAUAUUUCUAGUCAAAUUUUGUUAUAAUUCAGUGUUAAAACACUAUGGUCUUACGUUUUAGGUACCGGUAUUUCAUAUUCCAAUCUUUAGUACACUGGUGCCAAACUUGUAUUACACCCCGGGUAUCUUCUCAAGUACAUGUACUGAGCUAUAAAACUCAUGGUAAUGGGUGUCCAUUCAUUCUUCACAUAUCGUAUUCUUUAAAUCUCCAAUCUAUUUGUUUGCUAUGCAUAACCUCCAGAUUAAUUUUUUUUUCUCUCUCAAGAAUGAAAAGCCUGUAUUAAAUUGUGUGUGUGCUCAAAACCUUGAAUGUUUUAUAGUAAUAUUAUAUGCCUUCUUUAUGAAAUUAUCUAUAGAUUAUUUGUGUGAAUGAAAUCAAAAGAAUGAAGUUAAUGUUUUGACUUUAUAUGAUAUUUUUUCUUGUAUCGACUUGAAAUAGCCAAACAUAGAAAUGGUUUGCAGUCAUGCAGAUGUACGUUUUAUAAACCAACAAAACUGCAGUUAUAUAUUUUGACAUUUUUGGGAGUAUUCUUGAAUUAUCAAGAAUAUUUCACAAAUGAUGAAAUCUGUCCAUUCAAAAUUACAUUAAUGUAGAUCAAACUUAUCUUCUUGAAGAAAGCAUGAAAGCUUGUAUCAAGUUUGGGUGAAUAUAAAGACUUAAUUUUCAAAAUGUGAAUUCAUUAGCAGAUAUAAAAAUGAAACAGUAUACCAUAAAAUACGUAAUGUGUGAAAGAUUCAAGAAAAAAUUGUAUUAUGGUGACUAGACUUUUGUAAGACUGGAUUGAUGAAAUGAUAGUCCAAUAUGAUCCUUGACGUUGCAUCAUUACUAAAGCUUUAUACAGGCCUUUGAAUGUGAUAUCAAUACAUUCCAACUAGCAAUAGUAUUAAUAUACUAUACAUAGCAUAGUGUUGUCUUAAGGGUGGGGGGUCAGUUUCACUGUUCAGAAAGUUUAUCUUGUAAAGUGAAAAGGGUAUUUCUUAGAUAUUUAUUAAUGUUAUGUGCCAUUAGUGCACCAGCUCUUGAAAGUUGUCAGCUCCAGCUUCAUUAUCUGGGGCACCGUUUCAUAAAGGACUAUCAACUGUUGUAACUUUGCCACUAUGUAACAGGGCUCAGAAGCCAAUCAAAUCAAGGCUACUACGGAAGUUGCCAUAAUGGCAAAGUUACAACAGUUGUAACUCUUCAUGAAACAAGCCCCAGCUGUGACAAUGUCAAUAAGGAAAUCUUUUGUUUUCAUUUGUCAAGAACUUUCUUUAACCGUAACUAUGUAAUUUGUAACUUUCUUCAUUCCAUUCUAAUAUUUUUUUUUCUCCUUCCACACAUUUAUGUAAAAAAAAAAGUUGGAUUUCCGUAUAUCCCAUUAGAGAUUGAGCUUGUAUAAUUGCUGGCUUGGGUCAAUGGAAAAUGUGUGUUAUAGCUUUAUCAGCCAGUCUCCAACAAGAAUAAGCUUGAUGUUCUUUCAUUUUUCUGCUGCAUUAUAUUUGUGUCAUCAAUUGCCAGUCAAUACUUUCAUGUAUACAUAAACAUAUAUUUGUAUGAAGUUGUAAAUAAAUUACAAUGACCACGAUGUUGUGAUAAUACAGAGAUUUUAUUCUGUGUCAAGCAGAUAAUAAAAUGU
Molecule: messenger RNA, 4307 nt
Organism: Lytechinus variegatus (green sea urchin)
Lineage: Eukaryota; Metazoa; Echinodermata; Echinoidea; Temnopleuroida; Toxopneustidae
Product: leucine-rich repeat-containing protein 27-like
Exons: 14
Coding region: 143-1723 (526 amino acids)
Molecular function (GO): protein binding
Source: RefSeq, a predicted model, not a curated record